Hypoxylon trugodes is the source of this 1622-nucleotide messenger RNA. Its product is annotated as subtilisin-like serine protease pepD. Gene Ontology annotation, biological process: proteolysis. The transcript has 4 exons. The record is from RefSeq and is a predicted model, not a curated record. Bases 200 to 1420 code for a protein of 406 amino acids. Lineage: Eukaryota; Fungi; Ascomycota; Sordariomycetes; Xylariales; Hypoxylaceae. Gene Ontology annotation, molecular function: serine-type endopeptidase activity.
AUAAUGCCGGCCAGCGAAGGGAUAACUGCGGCGUAUGAAUACGAGGGUGGUGGGUUCUUGCCUUAUUCUAGAAGAAAGGGGCGACGCUAGAAUUACGAUAAAGCCUUCAGCGUGUCCUGAAUGAAAAUUUUCGUUUUCUGUUCGGAGGUUUAGGUUGUGGACGUGACGUGACGCGACGGGACAAGAUAAGACAGGCAAGAUGCAGCAUUUAGCGACAUUCGCAUUGGGUUUCUUCGGACUCGCUAUUCCGGCGCUCGCUGGAGUAGUCGAUAUCCUGGAUUUGCAAGACGGCGAUUUGAUACCGGGAAAAUACAUCGUGAGCCUCAAGCCGGGUGUCAGUAUCGAUUUGCAUCUGGGUUGGGUGCGCGACGUGCAUCGGCGAAGUAUUUCUCGACGCGACACUGCUGGACUCGAGAAGACGUUUGGAUUCGAGGGAUUUAGUGGAUACUCGGGAGAAUUUGACGACGACACAAUAGCGCAGAUCUUGGCCGAUAUCAAUGUCCUAGCCGUGGAGCAAGAUAGAGUGGCGCGUCUGUCAUCUAAGACGCAGGAAAAUGAUGCACCGUGGGGUCUAGCGAGUAUAUCGCAACGAGCUGAACUCGCCAAUGGAGAUACGACAGGUCACACGUACUGCUACGAUGAUACUGCCGGCGCUGGAACGUUCGCCUAUGUGUUGGAUUCAGGUGUUUUAACGAACAACACGGAAUUCGAGGGCCGCGCUAUCAAAGGCUACAGCGCAUACGAUGACGUCGAGUCAUUUGACGAUUAUUACGGCCACGGCACUCACGUUGCUGGUACCAUCGCCUCCAAAACAUUCGGCGUCGCCAAAAAGGCAACCAUCGUUGACGUCAAGGUGGUUCAUGGAACGGGCUAUUCAACCGUCUCGCGUGUUCUCGAUGGACUAAACUGGGUCGUGAACAACAUAACCAACACACCGGGACGAGCCGCCAAGUCCGUCCUCAACAUGAGUCUAGAAUUCCAAACCUCCAACGCCCUCAACAACGCCGUAGACGCCGCCACAUCCCUAGGAAUCCUCAGCGUAGUCGCAGCCGGGAACCACGGGUCCGACGCAUCAGCCCGCUCCCCAGCCUCCGCCCCCUCCGCCCUAACAGUCGGCGCCGUAUCCUGGAACCGGACCCGCGCCUACUUCAGCAACUACGGAUCCGUCGUCGACCUCUUCGCUCCGGGCGUAGACGUCCUCUCCACAUGGAACGUCGAAGGCGCGCAGCGCCUCGAUUCCGGUACUUCGAUGGCGUCGCCGCAUGUCGCGGGUCUAGCUUUGUAUCUCAAGGGUCUGGAACACGGGUUAGAUUCGCCGAGGGAUACGAUUGCGCGUAUUAAGAAACUGGCUACGCCCGAUGUUGUAGAUGAUGCUGGGAGUGGAAGUCCGAACUUAUUUGCUUAUAACGGAAUUGUGUAACGUAUGACAGCGGGGAUGGGGAUUAUUGUGGGUGGGAGAUGGGGGUGGACCGGAAAAGGAAGAGAGGAGGGGAAGGGAGGGGAGAGUUGAUGUUGGAUACUCAUAUUGGAUGAGUUGUGAUGAGGUCGUUAUUUUUGGGAUACCAAUUUGCCUUAAUACGUAAUGGCCUUUCACUUCAUGUCAGAUAAUUGCGAACACUUAA